Molecule: messenger RNA, 1118 nt
Organism: Solanum tuberosum (potato)
Lineage: Eukaryota; Viridiplantae; Streptophyta; Magnoliopsida; Solanales; Solanaceae
Product: protein RAFTIN 1B-like
Exons: 2
Coding region: 55-927 (290 amino acids)
Source: RefSeq, a predicted model, not a curated record
UAUAUAUAUACCUCUUAUUUCAGUAGAAUUUCAUAAGAACUCAACAGAAGAACAAUGGAUGUUAAGCUUGGUUUUUGUGUACUUGUCUCCCUAGUUCUGCUGGUUGCUUAUGGAACAGAAGCUAGGGAUAUGGCUGAAGGAAAUUCUCAAUCCCUUACGAGACUGUUUCUUACAUAUAAAAAUGGAGGUGAAGGGAAUGAACAUAUGGCUGAAGGAAAUUCCCAAUCCCUUACGAGACUGUAUGUUAGAUAUAAAUAUGGAGGUGAAGAGCCAAAACAGAAUGAACAUAUGACUCAAGGAAUUUUUUUCCUUAUGGAUGAUCUAAAGUUGGGGAAAACAUUAACUCACUCCUUUCCAACAAUGGAUCUUCCUUCUUCUCUACAAAUGUUACCCAAAAAAGUUCCAUUUUCAUUGAAGGAAGCAAAAUCCAUGGAAGAAACAUUAAGACUAUGUGAAGAUUCACCCAUGAAGGGAGAGACUAAGUACUGUGCCACAUCUAUUGAGGCAAUGCGCGAUUUUGUACAAGGCAUUUUGGGAGAAAACACCCAAAUCGAACCUCUCAUCACUAUGACGACGACUAGUACUGAUCCCCUGAACCAUAAUCGUCUUCAAAACUAUACAAUUUUGAAUGAUCCAGAAGAUGUUGGAGCUACUAAGAUGGUGGCGUGUCAUACUAUGCGUAGCGUUUACUACUGUCAUCACACAAUUAGCAAAAGCAAGGUGUUGAAGGUUGAAUUAAGGAAUGAUGCAAAUGGUAGUGAUAAAAUUGAAGCAAUUGCAGUUUGUCAUUUGGAUACCUCUGAUUGGAAUCCAUCCCAUCUAUCCUUUCGAGUGCUCGGUAUAUUACCAGGAACAUCACCUAUCUGUCACUUUUUCCCAUCAAGUAAUGAUCUAGUCUGGAUUCCAAAAUCAGUUGCAGCGCUUUAAUUUUAAGGAUUCAUCGGAGCAGAUAGCUACCUAGUUAUUGCUUAUGCGUCUAGACGUACGCAAAAUAAUGUGUUUUAAUUUAGUGGAGAUCUGCUCUGAUGCCUACUCCUAUCUUUAUUUGUUAUGUUGCAUGUCUGGUAAAACUCUUAUGUUUGUUUUUCCCAUAAAUGUGUUGAGUAUGCUUUUGAUGA